Molecule: messenger RNA, 2708 nt
Organism: Schistosoma turkestanicum
Lineage: Eukaryota; Metazoa; Platyhelminthes; Trematoda; Strigeidida; Schistosomatidae
Source: the annotation of a GenBank genome assembly
GCCAAGGCGAAACUUCAAAUAGCUGGGCUACUUGUUUUUACGGUGCUUCAUGUUCGACAUACAUGUUCCCAACCUCAGGUUUCUUUCAAGAGUUGCUGUGCCCGGCGUUUAGCGAGGGAAACUGCGAUAGACCAUAUUGUCAUUUCAAUCAUAUUGAUGGGCAAAAUGUUUCUGAGGGAAACGUUCUACCUAUUACGAAAUCGUGUAAGCCCUCUGUUGAUCCUGUAUAUAAACCAACCCCUAUCAGUAUUUUGGAAAAAAGGAAUGAAAAUUCACAGAAAAAUGACGAUUGUUCGCAAAUUGCUUAUGAUGAAUCCAUUCCUGUUUAUCAACCAACUCCAAUAAGUGAAUUGGAAAAAUAUGCACCUAAUUCGUUGUCUGGCUAUGGAUUUUCUAAGGGAUUUAUCCCACAAGAUCAACCAUCAUAUUCUCCUGUAGUAAAAAUAAAAUCUACGGCAUCGCCUUCUCCAUUUCUAUAUCAACCUUCUCCUGUGGUUACAGAAUCAUCCGCCCCUUCAUUUUCCAAAGAAGUUAUUGACAUUAAUGUAGACUCGGAUGAGGAUGCUCCUGCUUCAGUUAUUGUUGAAGAUAAUCCUAGUGAUUUGAAAACUGUAUCUGUGACUGAAAAUGUCCAGAAUUCACGGGCGGAUAAGCUAACAACUAAUGCAUUACCUAUACAUAGUGGAAAAUCGAAGCGUAGAGUGAAGCCUCUCAAAAACAAAGAAAUAGCUAUUCCCAGUGAACUAAAUAUCACUCAAACUAGUGACAGAAAGUCUGCGGAUACUAUAAACAAAGACAAUGAAGAUGAUGAAAACUGCACACUGUCUAAACGUCAAAAAAUCUUAUCUCUUUAUCAAGACUUGUAUGGUGAUACUGAUAAAGAUAGCUCAAUGAACAAAAGCAGUCUUCCUAAAAAUGUUUCAAAGUCUUCUUCACUUAUUCCACCAUAUAUGGGCCCAGUUUUGAAAAAGCCUGAGCUGACAAGUAUGGAUAAAAAGAGUGACAAUGUUGUUACUUCAGGAAAUGUACAACAUGAAUAUAUUGCAAGACCUCGUAUUCCACUACGCAAAAGUGAUAAAAUUCCUAUGCCAAUUAGAACUCGCUAUUUAGAUCAAUUCAUUGAAGAGUGUCUUUUAAUAUAUGACCAUCCCUCUGAUGCAUACAAGCGUGCUCUGGAAGAUGAACAAGCUUGUCAUGAUAAAGCCGCUAGUCGAAUGGCUUAUUUGAAUGCUGUAAUCCAACGACUAAAAUCUUUAAAAUCAGAAAAAACGUCUAUACAAUUAGGUGAGAAAUCAAAAGUUUCAUCCAGUCUAACAGCAGUUACACAUGCUACAAUCCCGAAUUCACGCAUGUCUGUUUCUUACGAUUCAAAUAAUAUUUCUAAGAAAGAUGAUGCUGAAGAAAAGCUUGACUGUUUGGUUAAAGGACCUCUUCUGUAUAGCCAAUUAACAUCUUACUUAUUAUCAGAGGAAGAUUUGUCAGCAAAUGGUUAUCCUCUUGAAUUGAUAGAAAAUGACACAGUUGUUCGAGGAAAAGCUGCUCUAUGUUUACCAGAAAAUAAGCAUCAAUUAUAUGGUGAUUGUCAGUCUAACGAACGAGUGUGUUGUCGUUGUGGUACACGAUUUCUUGUUGAUGAAUAUGGUUACUCCUUAACUAAAGGUGAAUGCGUCUACCAUUGGGGUAAAGCUGUGAAACAGCGAAUCUCAUGUGUGUAUCGUUUCCGAUGUUUGUCGAUUACCUUCUUUAACAAAGUAGUUUCCGAAAUGUCUAGUCGGUUAUUGACAGGUGGAGAAUGCCCCCAGGGUGUCUUGGAUGUUGUUGAAGGUGCUAUUGGUUAUCUUGCUUUAUCGGUUGGAUAUACAUCUAUUGAAUAUGCAGCAUUGAGAGUGCUUUCAAAUCUUUUCUUUUCUUUUACAGAAGACCUAGCUGUUUCCUCACUAAUGAAUGCUGAAAGCAGUGGGAGAACUUCAAUCCUUUUGAGUGAUAUUGUGCUUGGAUUAAUAGAUUUGGGAUUUGAUGUUUCAGGUCUUAAUGAAAUUCCCCGUAAACGCAUGUAUAGAGGAUGUAAAGAACCUGUCAGUAUCGGAAGUUCCCCCAAAAAAGGUGUGGUAUGUGCUGCAGUCUUGGGUCCAGGAGGAACAACAAUUAUUCCUCGACCGUUGUCACUACGUCCUAAUUGGUCUGGAAAUCCACGUUUUGGUGGGAUAGGAACUACAUCUUCGUUAAACACAGGUGUAAGCCAAGGUAUUUCAGAUCAGUCACCAUAUUCUUUGCCACCUCCUGCUCCUGCUCAUUUACAACUUCCUAUAUUGCCGGAACCGCACACGUUUAUGGAAACACGUGUUAGACGAGCUCCGAUUGCUUCUGACCCCUCUUCAUUACGCCGCCGCGUCGUUGAACAACGUCGUAAAGUUCAGCAGUCAUUAAUUCGGUUCCUGGGUCGCGUCCAACCCGUCCAAUAUCUUUUUCCGGGUGAUGCUGAGUCAUUCAUGUUGAUCACUCCAAAAGAAUCACCUCGUCCAUAUUUAUCAGCUCUGCUUGCUAGCGUACCCAACGAUUGUGAUAUGAAGAUAAUGUCAAUGUCAGGUAACAAAGAUGAACAAAAUCUUGUGAAAUCUAAGUCAAAUGCUACUUUAAAUAGUAAUCACAAUCAAUCUCCAGAAUCAAAAAAUCCAUUCUUACUAAAACCGAAAUUUCCUGAAUACUGA